AUGGCAGCAGUUAACGAGGUUCAGCUGACCGCCGCCGUGAACUUGGGCGCCCUUCUAGAUGCGGGGGAAGGCGCCGUGGUGAUAUUAGUGGCGGGCGAGACACGGCUGGCUGCCCACAGGACAGUGCUGGCCGCCAGAAGCCCCGUGUUCCAGGCAAUGUUCCAGCAUGACACGCUGGAGGCCAGCAGCGGCCACGUCACAAUCACAGACGUGGAGGGGCCGGUGAUGAGGGAGCUGCUGGCCUACAUGUACACCCUUCAGGCCCCCGAGCUACCCGGCAUGGCCCCACUCCUGCUCGCAGCCGCUGAUAAGUACGGCUUGUCCGCCCUAAAGGCUGUCUGUGAGCAGCAGGUGGUCGCACAGCUCUGUGUCGAGAACGCUGCGGCCUCGGCCGUGCUCGCAGUGAGGCAUUCGUGCCCAAAACUCACAGCGGCUGCCGUCGCCUUCAUAAAGGCCAACCUCCACGUGAUGGGCACGAAGGGAUGGGCAGACAUGAUGCGGAACCAUCUCGAACAUGUCAUCGAAGUGAGUCGGAUGCUUUCUGAUCCGCCACCAUCAACCAGGUAA
This is a messenger RNA of Schistocerca cancellata (South American locust), 567 nucleotides long. RefSeq names its product speckle-type POZ protein-like. Gene Ontology annotation, biological process: regulation of proteolysis; proteasome-mediated ubiquitin-dependent protein catabolic process. The record is from RefSeq and is a predicted model, not a curated record. The transcript has a single exon. Gene Ontology annotation, cellular component: cytoplasm. NCBI's taxonomy places the organism in Eukaryota, Metazoa, Arthropoda, Insecta, Orthoptera, Acrididae. Gene Ontology annotation, molecular function: ubiquitin protein ligase binding. Bases 1 to 567 code for a protein of 188 amino acids.